Messenger RNA from Penicillium griseofulvum, 306 nucleotides. RefSeq names its product glutaredoxin. The coding region runs from base 1 to 306 and encodes 101 amino acids. The record is from RefSeq and is a predicted model, not a curated record. Gene Ontology annotation, molecular function: glutathione disulfide oxidoreductase activity. The transcript has 2 exons. Gene Ontology annotation, cellular component: nucleus; cytoplasm. Gene Ontology annotation, biological process: cellular response to oxidative stress. Lineage: Eukaryota; Fungi; Ascomycota; Eurotiomycetes; Eurotiales; Aspergillaceae.
AUGUCCGCCGCAAAGACCCGCGCUCAGUCCCUCAUCAACGACAAUGCUGUCGUCGUGUUCUCCAAGUCAUACUGCCCUUACUGUGACUCUUCCAAGAAGUUGCUUGACAGCUUGAACGCCAAGUACACUACUCUCGAGCUGGAUCUGGAGGAGGAGGGAGCUGCUAUCCAGAGCGCUCUCGCUGAGAUCUCAAGCCAGCGCACCGUGCCCAACAUCUUCAUCAACAAGCAGCACAUCGGUGGAAACUCUGACCUCCAGGGUAAGAAGGACUUGAAGGAGCUGCUCAAGGCUGCUGGCGCUAUCUAA